GCUUGGGGUAGCAAAGUACGCUGAAUUAAAUAACAAUAAACAUGAUUUUAGUGGACAACAGCCAAUUCAGUGGAGACCCAUUUUGUGGAGCACAGUAUCGGUCCAAAUCGGCUAGGCGGUGGCGCCAGAAAAAGCCAAGGCUGGGUAAGGGGAACAGCAGAAAAAAGGUCUCGCCACCUCGGGACUAGAGGUCCUUGAUCGCGCAGCUUUAUCCACCACCGGCCUGUCCCUGAAAUACCGCCCACACACACCCUUCAAGUUCCGACCCUUUCAGAGAAAGUCUCUCACCGGUGCUUCCUCCCUUACAACCAAUCCUUCCCUUCCUACUUUUUCUCCUAUUUUCCACCUCGAUAAAGCCAUACACAUUGGUAUUUCUUGGUAAGACAAUUGCAAGCGAGACAAUCGCCCCUUGAGGACAAGUUUGUAAACACAAUGAAUUCGACGCUAUUGUCGGCUCCCCCGGAGACUUACUGGGGCCAGUUUGAAGAAAUUUCCAAAUACAAUACCCAUUUAAAUGUACUCGAGAGGCUAUGGACAGCAUGGUAUGCUUGGAUGCAAAAUGACGUCCUGGCGACUGGCAUCAUGUCUUUUGUUAUGCACGAGAUCGUCUAUUUCGGGCGCUCCCUGCCUUGGAUCUUCAUAGACAGCCUGGGCCUGCUCAAGGGUUAUAAAAUCCAAAGUAAUAAAAUUCCGUCAUUGCGCGAGCAAUGGGAUUGUGCGAAAUUUGUCCUACUGAGCCAUUUUACAGUUGAACUACCUCAGAUCUGGCUAUUCCAUCCCAUGGCUCAAUUCUUUGGCCUUUCGACAUCAGUUCCUUUCCCUACCUUUUGGACAAUGGCCUACCAAAUUGCGAUCUUCUUCGUGCUUGAGGAUACAUGGCACUACUUCUCGCACCGAGCACUUCAUUGGGGUCCCCUCUACAAGGCCAUUCACAAGAUCCACCACCAAUAUUCGGCCCCCUUUGGCAUGGCAGCUGAAUAUGCUUCUCCAAUCGAAGUUAUGAUUCUCGGUUUCGGUACUGUCGGCUGCCCAAUCCUCUGGUGCGCAGUAACCGGUGACCUGCACAUUUUCACAAUGUACGUUUGGAUUGUACUGCGGUUGUUCCAAGCUAUCGACGCACACAGCGGUUAUGAAUUCCCUUGGAGUCUCCAUCAUUUCCUGCCAUUCUGGGCGGGCGCUGACCACCAUGAUCUUCACCACGAGAAAUUUGUCGGUAACUAUUCUAGCAGCUUCAGGUGGUGGGAUUAUCUUCUGGAUACUGAGUACAGCCCAGAGGCAAUCAAACGACGGAGGGAGAACAAGGCUGCAGGCGACGCUAGGAAGGACCAGUAAUAGUUGUUUCGCAAUUAUUAGCCGCCUCCUCGAUCUUGUUCAUUUAUUUUUACUUUCCCCCUUCAUCACUUCCUUUCCCUGCAUAGAUGGGUUGUCUCGGAACUUGAUAUCGAGUUAUCUUGUCUAUACAUUUGCAAACCACGUGUCUGAUAUACAGCAGACUUUCGAUCCUGUUGAGGAAAAUGCGGGGGUAUUCAUUUUACUGCCAUUGGAUUAUGGCCUAUACUGUGGUUCCAUGUAUUAAUUUAACAACAUUAGCUAAUUUUAUAGAAUACCUGUCACAUGAGGAUCGCAUGACUAUGUCCUGUAUUUACUAAGGUCUUACCGACCCCCACUUUUGUCAUGAUAACACAUACAGAGGAUGGGUGUGAAAAGAUUGUGCUGAUCCCUACAGGUAUGUUCGUAUAUCUUUUCCUUGUAUGAAUUUGGUCAGCUGUACAGAGACAUGUUGCAAAAGUGAUCGAAUAAGUGGGGUCCUGGUCAUGUGACUUGACGGCCAAUCUUAUGCACUUGCAAGGUAGUAUAUACUAGUUGUGUUAUGUGGAAGUAAGUUGUUCCUUUCAUUAAGUGCACCGUGAGGGCGCGGAUAUACCGCGGUAGGCGGUCAACUACAGCAGAAUAGAAGUAAAUAGAAGUAUAUAACAUUAGUGUUGUGGUUGUCUGCUAUUCUGCCAACCUACCGAUUAGCGGUAGGAAAGAUGGUAAAGGAGCCGCUUAUCAGCUAUUAGUAUACUAAUAAUAAA
Messenger RNA from Aspergillus pseudotamarii, 2075 nucleotides. Its product is annotated as sterol desaturase family protein. The transcript is spliced from 4 exons. Bases 433 to 1332 code for a protein of 299 amino acids. Lineage: Eukaryota; Fungi; Ascomycota; Eurotiomycetes; Eurotiales; Aspergillaceae. The record is from RefSeq and is a predicted model, not a curated record. Gene Ontology annotation, molecular function: iron ion binding; C-4 methylsterol oxidase activity. Gene Ontology annotation, biological process: ergosterol biosynthetic process.